Messenger RNA from Liolophura sinensis, 7106 nucleotides. Its product is annotated as von Willebrand factor A domain-containing protein 3B-like. The record is from RefSeq and is a predicted model, not a curated record. NCBI's taxonomy places the organism in Eukaryota, Metazoa, Mollusca, Polyplacophora, Chitonida, Chitonidae.
AUGUCAGCAGAUACGGAAAUGUUGCGUUCUUACCAGCUGAAGAAUGCAUAUACAAAUGGACACAGAUGUGAUGUUCAGAAGAGUGAAGACUCAGGUCCUGAGGUACCAGUGUGUAACGCCGAUGUGAACCUCAAGGACACGCCCUCAAGGGACUGGGAUCCAGAUGUGUCCGCACUUAUCACCUCAACAAAAUGGCUUUCCACUUUUGGCCUGAAGAAAAAUCGCUUAGAUUUUAAUAGUUUGCUCUCGACAAUUGGAUUUAAACACAGUGAUGAUUUUGAUGGGGUCUUGAAGAGACCAGUUUCUUCUCGAUAUGCCAAUACCCUCAAUCGCAUCUUCAGACCUGAUGGAAAAACAUUUAAUAUCACUGCUGAUAAAGGCCUCAUGAAGAUGUUAGAAGCCAGACUGAUACAGGCGAUCAUGUUGUACAAGCGGAGACUGGACUGGUUGACCUCAGAGAGUCGGCGUAUCUUUGGUGUGAUUACAGAGAAGUGUCCAGUGAUCGUGAUUGACAUCAGGAACAUGUCCCCACAACAGUUUGACCAGUACCGGUCAGCCCUGGAGAGGGUGCUGAAAGAGCAGGUUAAGGAGCUCACCAAGUUUAACAUCAUUAGAGCAGUGGAAGAUAUUGAAAUGUACAACAAGGAUUGUCUCCCUGUCACUCAUGAUACAAUUGAGGGUGCUGUACAGUGGUUAUGGGGCUUAAAUCGGUUAGCCCCAAUUUCAAAAACUGCCACCUGUGAAGCUGUAGUGAAGGCCCUUCAGGAUAGGAAUGCUGAGGCUGUAUACUUAUUCACAGAAGGUGCUGCAGUGGAUGGAUCCAGGGAAAUCCUGAAGGAAAAGAUAUCCAAACUACAAGUGAAGACCCCGGUACAUGUGAUUUCCUACAACUGUACAGAUUCUGACACGAUCCGUUAUCUGAAGGACCUGAGCAAGUUCACAGGGGGAAAGUUCCACGCUUAUGCUAUCACAAUGGAGAUGGAUAUCUAUGAGGGAAUGCCAGUAAAUCCCAAAAACAGUCGUGCUAACAUCGUGCUGAAGAGGAAGGCGUACGGUGGGGUCCCUCCCGGGGCUGGUGUCAGAGAUGAUGUUUUGCUGAUCUUUGAGGAACUGGAAACAGCCCGUAAUAACCUAGAGCAGGUUCAAGCUGUCCUUCAAGGGCUCCCUGAACCAAAACUUACAUUAGAAUCAAAAAUCUCCAAGCAGGAAUUUAAACUAGAGAGUCGAGAGGAGUACCAGAGUUCAGCAGCUUGGCUGAAAACCUAUGGCCUGGGGGCUCAGAAGUUGGGUCUGUUUGACAUCCUGGGUGGGGUAGUCUUCAAACACCAGGAUGGGGUGGUGAAUGUGCUGGAGAAGCCCUGCCAUGGUGGUCAGACAGAUGCGGUGAGUCAUGAGAAGUUGAUCAAUGCCCAUUACUGUGAUCGAUUCCCCGUAGUGAAGUGGAAGGAUGGUUUUCUGGUUCACGUUCAGGUCUCACCAGAGAUUCAUCGCAGCUAUGAGCAAAAGAUGAGAAUUGCUUUGCACAAAAUUCAACAAAGAAUUGACUGGCUAAGCCAGGGUAGCCGUGAACUGUUUGGGACAGUGUUAGAGGAGCAGAUCUACAUCUUGAUUGACACUUCCAGCUCUAUGGUCCCUCACCUGCAGUUUGUCAAGGAUAAGCUAUUUCUGCUCUUACAGGAGCAACUACGUCACAAGAUGAAGUUUAACUUGGUGAGUUUCAACUCCCGUGCAUCCCCAUGGCGAGAUCGGCUGAUGGAUGUCACAGAGAGGAACCUGCAAUCUGCGUGGUCAUGGAUACAGGGGCUGACGUGUCAGGGGUCAACUAACACGUACAAUGCCCUACAAAUAGCCCUGUCUGAUAACCAGACCCACGCGAUAUACCUGCUGACAGAUGGAAGACCAGACCAGCCUCCAAAGUCUGUGAUCGCUCAGGUCCAAAUGCAGAACCGAAUUCCCAUCCACACUAUCUCCUUCAACUGCAACGAUGUCACAGCCAAUCAGUUCCUUUGUGAGCUGGCUUCUGUCACCAGGGGGCGCUUCCACUAUUUCAAUGAGACUGGCAUUGAUAUGGAUGUACCCAACAGAUAUGAGUCCGAGGACAUUCGCAUGUUAAAAGAGGAGUACAGUGAAGGUCUGAAGAACUUGGAGAAGGUAGCUGAGUUGAGAGACCAGUGCUUGUCCCUGGCCUGGAAACAAGAUACGGAUGAACUGAGGAAGUCAAAGAACAGGACAAUUGGUCAACUGAGGAAAUCUUGCACAGUGUCUGGAAGUGAGUUUGCUCAUGAGCGUUUGUCUGCACGUCCCAGAAGUGCCCCUCCCAGGGAAAGCCGGAUAAGCCCCACCCCUCCUAGAGGAAGCCAGCUGAGCCCCACCUCUCCCAGAGAGAGCCAGCUAAGUCCUGCACCUCCCAGCAGAUCCUCCUCUGCCCUGGGCACGUAUCAGCAGCCAUCCCCCUCACAGAGCCCCCGUAUGUACUCUGUCAAAUUCUCACGCAGACCACCCACUGCCACUCACACACGGACAAGCUUAUUACGCACACUAAGCAGUAGUGGCCGCUUCACUCCUGAUGCUUGGCUCCUCCCUGAGACCAAAGACGUGCUGGACCGACAGACAAACAGACAGACGCGCUCACUAGAUCUAGAUGUUCCAGAUGGAUACAAAAGGUUUAAAGAUAUCCUAGAAAAUAGAGGCCUAACUGUUAUUCAUAAAGACGAGUCUAAAAAGCGAAAAAAGCGACAACGCAAAAAAAACAAUCUGACCAGUGACCAGGACUUGACGGUCAAGCAGUGGCUGGGCAAACAUGGCCUGACUGCCAAAAAGCUGACCAUGCUGGACGCCUUGGCCCCUACAAUUGUCCCACAUAAAGCCAAAUAUGUGCCCAUUCUGGACAAGCAUGUUCUGGCUAAGGUCUUUAACAAUGUUCUGCCCCUAGCUCAUGUUUCUGGUCGAGAUACCAAGCAGAUCCAACUGAUCAGCCCAACAGGUGUUAAUCUGGGAGCUUAUGAGGAGAAACUAGAACAGAGCAUCAACCUGUAUGAACGAAAACUUGAUCAGCUUGUGUGGGAUGCCUUGCCAGAUGAAGUGAAGGCAGAGUUUGAAAGCAUAGAACCAGUGUCAUUUGCCAACAACAAGAUAAAACUGAUGAAAAUUUUGAAGGAGUUAAAUUGGCCAGUGACUUCCAAGGACAUAGCCUUAUUAGAAGGGGAGAUAAUCCGUGGUGAGAAGUUUUUACAGCAGUCACGUGACCUGCAACGAGUUGCUACAGAGCAUCAAGAGAAACAGUCGCAUCCCAAAACAACAACAACAAGGGGACAUGAUUCAGAGGAGAGGGAUGAUGCAGAUGACAAAGAUUAUAAAGAUGAAGAUAAAAAAGAAACGGAGAAGCUUGACAGUGAUAAAGAUGUGGAUGACCAGGAGAAAGGUGAACGUGAUGUGUAUGAGGAAGAAGCCAGGGUAGCAUCUGUGCUGGCCAAGGAACUUGAACAUCAGGGCCUGAGAGAUUCCGCUAUGAUGAAGAAAAGAGAGAAAAGUGAGAGUCAGAGCAGAAGAAAGGGUUUAGGUGGGAUGAGUGGACAGAAGGUGAUAGCACGUAAAGAGGCUGAUGGACACUACUACCCUGGAAUGGUGAUAAAGCGUGAUGGGUACAGACGAGCUGUGGUAGAGUUUGACAACAUGUCUGAAGAGACGGUACUCUUGCGACACAUCAUCCCUACAUCAGGGGCUUUACCAUGUCCCAUUCUUAGGAUAGGGGACUACGUACUAGUCCGUGUUGUUAACACUGAGACUGAGGAUGAAGUGUACAUCCCCGGGAUAGUACAAGUCACCCCACGCCGGAUAGCCGACAGUGCAAAGUUCUACACCAUCCUAACCUACAACAAUCAAAGGGUUAGCACAAUGAGGAGCUACAUGGUGAAAGUGACAAAAGCUAGAUUUGAGUUGUGCUGUCGUUAUAUCCGGCUUAAAAUCACAGAGGACAGUGAUAAAAUCAAGCAGACAGCUGAUACAGGGACAGGUUCUGACCUCGAAAAUAAUGAGCUGAGUCCAAGAGAGAAUAUAGAUGAUCUUCUCAACAGAAUAGAAGAUCAGGACGGUUUGAUUCAAGAACACGAAAGGGAACUGAGGGACCAGAAUACCAAACUGGUGCGACUCAAGAAAAAAAUUAGUUUGCUGGAGAAGAUUAUUGAAACAGACAAGAAACAGAAAGAGCCUGCAGGUUAUGAGGUUCCAGGUACAAAGGAUGAUGAGAUGUCACAGCCUAUCCUGGCCUUGCGUCAUUCCCUGCCCCGUCUUACCACAGUGGGAGAGGAGGUACUGGCAAGAUGGCAGGAUGAUGGCUGGUACUACCUAGGUACCCUUGUGCGCCCUGAGGGGGACUACUCUUACGUGAUCAAGGACUGUGGGGGCGCUGAGGAGAUAGUAUGGAGAGAGGACAUCAUCACAGACUCUGAUUUGUGGAAACAGACGACCAUGGACAAGAACUCUGGCAAAGUUUUGUCAUUCCACUCAGAGUUAAAGACUUCAUCAAAAGUGGUGGCCCUGCACCCCGAGUUUUCCUUCAGCUAUGCCCCUGCCACUCUCCUGGAGGCCGCCACAGACAGCGCUGUGUCCCUGCAGUUCUAUGAUGGGGUACAGGCCAAAGUAGACCUUGAGAACGUCUACUACCUGCCUCCAGAGAAGUUCACGACAGACGUGAACUACAUUAAAAAACAGGAGGAUUCUAAGAUCAACAAAGUUGUGAUUGCCCGAAAUGAUAACACUGGGCUGUAUGAAGAAGGAAAAAUCCUUGAAAAGCUGGGUGACAGCAGUCAGUUCGUGAUCCAAGGUUCAGAUAGAUGGGUACAGAAAAGUAUGUUUAUUUUUGGUGAUUUCACAAAACGCUAUCGCCUUUAUGUUGGUGACCGUGUGCUAGCACUGGCUAACCCCAGAAGAUGUAUCUACAAGCCGGGCCGGAUUGAAGCAGUUCACGGCGAUCAUUUUACAGUUCGCUUUUAUGAUAACACAGUGUUGAGUCCCAUCAAGGAGGAGAACAUGUACUGGCUGUCAGAAACCUUCUACGAUGACGCUGUCCGUACAAUCCACGCUAAGACAUCAUGAAGUCGUGCUAGUGCCUAUUAUGCUUCACCAGGAUGUUCUUGCUAGCUUCCGCUUGAAAAAACGCCUUCCUUGAUGUUAGUCUGUGUAGUCAGUAGCUUUGAGAAAAAUUUUAUCCUUGCAUUAGUGUGUAUCAAGGAAAAGUUUGAUAGAACGUCAUACUCACAUUACUAAGGCAACUUGUGCAAAUGAUGUAAAGCAGAUGUGUGUGUUCUGUCAGUCAGCCUUUUAAACCAGUGAAUGGAGAUAUAGCAUGUAAAUAAUUUGGUGUGUAUCUACGGUAGCCUAUUUUCAUUUGAAAUGGCUUUCAAAUUUGUGAACAUCUCUUAAUUUAGAAUUAGCAUAGCUAACAUAUGGGAAACAGUAACAGAUGGUCAAAAAUGUAACUGUUAGAAUGUGAAUUGGCUGCUAUCAUGAAAACAUAGCAAUGUACUUCUGACAGCUCCUUCCUUACCCUGCAGACUCAGAAUUCUGUAAAACUUAUUAUCCUUUUAAGUUAUGAGGCUUCUAAACACACUUUAUUUAAAAAGAAGUGUUUUCAAGAUUUAAAUGUGAAACAGUACAGGACAGUCCAAUGUGGGGGAGUGGGCUCUAGUGUAGUGGUUUAAGACCGUUUGCCCUUUAAUUGGUUUGACGUGAGGUGCAGGUUCAAAUCCCGCUAUGGACAGGGAAUUUAUAGAUUCCCCUAACUCUCACUGCUUACAAGGCCUUAGGGACAGUGAUCAAUGGAGUAUUUCUGUUUGUGCAUUCUAACAUGUCUCCCACCGAGGUGAUCUGCAUAUUUGUCACGUUAAAAAUUGUCAGUAACUUACCGUCGGUGGUUUAUGCAGCUCAGUAUGGGUUUCCUCCACCAUAAAACCAACUGCCAUAAAACUGUCUAAGCAAAACUUUCUUCACUAAGCAAUAAUCAAGUAAAUAAAUGAAUUAACACCCAUUGGCACACAGAAUACAUGCAUUGAGGGCUUUUUUAUUUUACAAAGCAUUCAUUCAGGGCAUUUUGUUAGACAAAGGUAUCUAGAUCAGUUUUUCAUAGACUUAAUUGAUGAGUUAACAUGACCUAAUGGCAUUUUAUUUCGGUAUAAUGGUUUCAGGGAAAAGUUACAAAAAGGCGGACUAGAAUUUGAAUGCAGACUUAGUAAUUAUUUCUCCUUACUGAGGGCUUGUGCUUCUUGUAUUAAGUCUGAUAGGAUUUUUAACAGUUUAUCCCAAUGCAACGGAUCUCUUCAACAGGAAUUUUUCAGUAUGUUAUCAUGCAUGGUUAUGGGAAGUAUUUUCAUAUCAGAUUUCCGUCCAGUGUCGAUAUUUGAAGUUUUAUUUUGUUAGUAAAUGUGAACUUAAUUAGUGUGCUAGAUCACGUGUUGUUGUUUACAAAUUACACAUGUAUUUUUAAUCUGUUAAAGUUUUUUAAUAAUAAUUUUUCUAUAUACAUAUAUUUUAGAUACGAUAGUAACUUGCAAAUCGUCUACAUUGGUACCAAUAUCCCAUAUUUUGAUGUUCUCGUCUUUAGAAUUUUUGUCAUUUUAGGAUGUUUUUAGGCCAUAGGUCUUGACAAAAUCUGGUUUAAGUUAAAGGCCAUAGGUACAUUUGUUGUUUUGAAUAUGUAAAAGUAUAUAAUUGUAUGCAUGAGGUGAAAUGGUCAUUUCAUACGAGUGUCUUUCUACAUGUGACAAAGUAAAAGCUGUAUAUUUAUUUUGCCUAAUAUUUUGUCCAUGACUGCUGCUUUGUGCAGGAUUCUGAGAAUUCUAUUGAUCUUGGAAAGGUGUUGAGAGGUUUGUCUUUGAUGUAGCUUGAAACCCUACUAGAAAGAUGUAUGCUUGAACAUCAAAAGUAAUACUUUAUGACCUUUAUUUGCCAUAACAGUGCACUUUUGGAGGCAAGUAGGCUUUAUGUAUAUGUAUGCCAGUGUUUUCUGGUCGUCAUGACUGCAAGUAUGGCACUUGUGUGAUCAGUCGUGUCAACGCUUGUGAACUGUGAUACUUACAUAGGCAAAAUAAAUCAUCCAUGAAGUUGUUGAA